Cinara cedri is the source of this 5258-nucleotide messenger RNA. The record is from the annotation of a GenBank genome assembly. NCBI's taxonomy places the organism in Eukaryota, Metazoa, Arthropoda, Insecta, Hemiptera, Aphididae.
AUGAAAACUCAGCAAAAAGGAUAUAAGCAAAUGGUGGCUAAAGCUAGACUGAAAAGAUAUCGUCACUUCGCAGUAUCUUCAGAGUAGCUCAGUGUGUGGCGAUGGGUUGCUUAUGGGUAUCUCACUAACAAAUAACUCAAACAGACAAUACUCGAGUAUUUGUCGCGUCGCCUGGGAGUUGCCUCGUGUGAAGACGGCUUUAUUCUCUUAAAUUUUCAGAUAUGACUUCGUAAAAAAAAAAUACCUUAUAAUUAUUGUAAAUAAGAUAAAUAUUGUUUUUGUGAAUUUAAAAAUUCAAUCUACUCACGAGUUCAUACAAUUUCAAUUAAAUAAUUUACAUAUUAAUUGCACAAUGACAUAAAAUAACUAGGUACCCACCUAUGUUUAUAAAACUAAUUCCAUUACUUUUUUUUUAUCAAUAACUAAUAAGUUAGGAAUAGGUAGGUCAUCUACGGCCAAUACCAAUAUGUUUGUAAGUUUAACAAGAAAAACAAUAAUUAUUUUAGUUGUUAUUUGCGGUUAAAUAAGUAUAAUAAAAACUUUUUAGGUACCUAGUUCUUCUAACUAUUAUUAUAAUAAUUUGUAAUAGUUUUAUUCAAAAUAUAUAUUUUUGUCGCUCCAUUGUUUAAAAAAUACUGUAUAUUAGUAAUUGCAUUGUUCCUAUUAAAGAUAUUAACAUGAAAUGUUUUUAAACUUCUAUGAAAAUAAAUAAAUCUAAAAUAUCUACCAAAAUCUAUUUACAAUUUGUUCAAUAGAUUUUCAUUUAUAAGCUGUAUUUUUGGUGGAAAAUAAUAUAUAUCUGAAAUUCUUUGUCAAUAUUUAUAACCGUGAAAUAUACCAUGAUUCAAUUAUCAUAUGUUAUAUAUAAUUACUGAAUGGACUACGCGUUUAGUUUAAUUAAAUUAAAACCUUAAAUGAUAAGCAAAAAAGUUGAGAGUAGAUGUAGGUAGGUACCUGUAGUACCUACCUAUUUAGCAUUAUGUCUUAUGGUUAAAAUAAUGUAUUUUAUUAGGUAGGUACUAUGGAUCUGUGAUUAUAAAUAAUAAUAUGAUCAUAUUUUCUAUUUGAUCAAUAUACAACAACAACAAAAUAAAAUAUGCAUUUAUUAUUAAUAUUGAUUUAUUAAACGUCAUGUCCAAUUAAAAAAAAAAAAAAACUAGAUAUUUAAAUAGUAAUUUAUAAUUGACAAAUAACAAUUAUUAUGUACAGAAACAAAAUAAUAAUUGCUACCUAAUUAUACAUUAAUUGAGAUCGUUGAAUAUAUUGUUUCAACAACAGUAUGUGACUUGAUAUUCAAUAAAUAUCUACUUAGAUAGUAGGCCUCUAUCCAAAGCGCAAGCAAAUUUAAUUUUUAUUAAUUUUAUAACAAAAUAUCUAAUAACAUUUUUUUCAUCUAAAAUUUUAUAAAAAUAUAAAUUAAAAAUGUAUUAAAAAAACAUUCAAAUAUCUAUUUAUUAUACUGGUACUGGUACGAGCUGUUUCUAAAUUUGUAUGUAAAAUAUAAAAAGUAUGUACCUAAAUGUUUAAAUUCAUUUUUCUUGUAUAAACUGAAUGGUUUAUUUGUGUUUUAAAUUCAUCAUAGUUUUUAUUACAUUAUUAUAUAGGUAUGUAUGAUAGUGAGUUACGAUUACUUAUAGGAGUUGAAGUAUUUCAAAGACCGGGUAUCAUAGGUAGGUACCUAAUAGGUAUUUAUUCUUUUUAGAAUUUAAAUGAGAAAAAAUAAUCGGAAGACAAGAGCGCGGACUUAUAAAGGAUUUAGGAAGGUAGGUAGGUAGGUUAGACUGGAACCUACGAUAAAUUAUUGCAAAUGCCGAAUAAAUGUUCGUGUUUUUAGCAAAUUUUAUCAAACAUUGAUUAAUGAUGAAAACUAAAAAAAAAAAAAAAAAUAUUUGGCAGCCAUAUCUACGCUAAACUUUUUUGAAUUUAUUUGAAGAACAAAUGAUCAAUAUAGGCUACAUGUAAACUCCUACAAAAAUUACUGUUCUAGUUGUAUUUAAAACAUGGUGUAAUCUCCUACACAGGAUAUUACCAACUUUUGGAGGAGUUUACCAUUCCCCUCAAUAUAAUACUGACUGACAGACGACAGUAGCUCAUAGAUACUUGAAAGUUAUAGGUAGGUAUUUAUUUUAUAGUCACAGUGUUUUUUUUUGCAAAUUACAGAUGGUAAACUACGAAGGUCAUCUAUUUGUAGUUUGGGCCACGGUUUAUUUUAUGGUGUUAGAUGCUUACCUAUACAUAACCUACCAAAACAAUUUCACUGAUUAACAUAUUUCUGAUGAUUUUAUCGAAAAUAAUAAUUUAAUUUCACGUAUGCCUAGAAUGAAUAUGAAAUCCAUUUAAAAAUUGUAAUUAUAUUCUGUAUAGGUUUUUUUAUUCAUAAUUAGAUGCAAUAUUGUGUAUCUAACCGGAUAGGAUACUUAUGGGCAAUACCAAACUAUUGUUCCCGUUUAUUUUUAAUAAUAAGUACUUAAGUAGGUAUUUGUAUUUAUAAUUAUGGUGACAUACUGACAUAUCAAAAUUGCGUAUCUAACUUAGACUUUAACUACAAUUACAACUUAAAAUUGCGGUGUUGAAAUUCACAUUUAUUAUAGGUUAAACACAGGUUACACAAUUUAAGGGGAUUGGAAGAGGUGAUUACUGUCUCUUACACAUAUGUAACAUAGGAAAUAGGAAUUUAGAUGUGAUCUAUUUCCAACGUAUCGAUUAGUAUGUCUAAACCACAGGCCUAUUAAUCUAGGUUAAUAGGUCUAAACAUGAUGAUGAUGGUUUAAACAUGAUAUUUAUCUAUUUUAGAAAAAUAAAAAUAACGUGGUGCUUUCGAAAAUAUUGUCUUACCCCUUUCUUUUUUAAACUUUAGGUAUUUUUCGGUCAGCUCGACUACCAGGUGACUAGUUUGGUUGUCUGUUACCUGACGUGAUUUCGUCAACAAUUCGGGAUUUAUUUUCGUUUAAAAUCUGACAUUAGCUCGGUAACAAUAUUUUUGCCUUUUGGCCGAUGAAUGUAUAGGUAUGCGUUCAAAGUAUGGCUCGCUAUUAGUGUGAGCUCAUAACGUACUUUUACAAUUGUGACGGUUAGAUUCAAAUUAGAGUUUAAAUACAGUUAAAGUUAAAGUUUGGUACUUUUUGAUUAUCUCGACUAUAUCCGAUUAAGUUUCUUAACUGAGGGUUUUAUUUUGCCUCUAAUAACAUGCUUGUUAUUUCUACCUAUCCCAUUUGUUUCAUUGUUGAUGGUCAGAUUCUGUCAUUUUGUUAACAACGUCAACAGCUGAUUACUUUUUUUAUCACUUAAAUAACCUGAUAAUUUCAUUGAUAACCGACGAACACGCAUGCUAACGUUUACCUUUACAUUGUUUAUAUUUUCAAUUUUGUUUUCAAUUGGAUUUGGACAACGUUAAAUUGGCAUAUAUCAUAUUGUAUGAAAUUGUAGGUAUUAAAUUAUUGGAGAUAAGACUACUAGAGUAAUGCUACUACCUAAAUCUAUCUAGUAAAAUAUUUUAUUUAGAAAAUGUUCCAGUACAAUAAUGAUGAUUUUAUUUAUACAACGUCUUGGAAAUCAUUGUCAGUUCAAUCAAAAUUUGAUGAAAAGUUAAAAUGUUUGUGGCGAGAAAAGGAAGAAAAGGGAUUAUUUAGAUACACCUAUAAAAUAGAAAAGUUAAUCAAAUUACCUGGCAAAUAUGAAUUUCCCGCUGUUGUAAGUUUUUAAAUUAAAUGUUUAAUAAUUAUACAUUUUAAUGUAUAAGAUACUACUUUACUUAUAUAAUUACCCAUUUUUUUUUUUUUUAUUUAAUUUUCUGUAAUAAUUAUUGUUUAUUGAAGUUGAACACAGAUAGAGGUACAAAACGGCGUAAACCGAUUACAUUUGCUAGUGUGUUGGAACCUUUUAAUGAAGACUUAUUUAAUUUUACCAAAGUUAAUCCCGAAGAAUAUUUAUUCAAAUUUACCAAUGUAUCAAGCGAUUGUUUUGGUAAGAAAUUGCUAAUUUUAAUUAUAUAAGUUUGAUAAUUAUCAUAUAUUUUAUAGUAUAAAUAAUUUUGAGUAUCAAAUUUAUUUGAAUAGAAUUUGCACAAAUUUAAUCGUAAAAAUAACAAUUUAUUAUUAUUUUUUUUUAAAUUAAAAUUAUGUAUUUUUUAAGAUACAAAUGACACCUUAGCAAUAAAUGCUAGUCCGUUGGGAGAUUUCCAUUCAUUAAUUUUACCAAAAAUCAAUUGUAAAUUUCCACAAGUCAUUAAUGAAUGUGCUUUAAAUGUUUCAAUUCAGUUGUUACUCCUAAGUGCAUCACCGUAAAUCAAUUUUACUAUUUUAGUAAUUAUUUGUAAAUUAUAUAAUAAAUAUUCUAAUCAAAAAUUUUCUAGGACUAUACGUGUUGGGUUCAACAGUUUGUGUGCUUUUGCUUCAGUGAAUCAUCUUCACUUGCACUUGUAUUAUUUACCACAUAAAAUGUAUCUUGAAACUUGUGUAAGUUUAAAAAUGAUAAACGUGUAUAUUUUUAUUUACAUAUAGUUUGUAUUUAAACAAAACAUAUCACUGUAUUUAUUAAUUUGCAGGAUAUAGAAAAGUUGAGUGGUCCAUGUUAUACAAUUGUUGAUUUUCCUUCCAAAGGAUUUGUAUUCAUAUUGAAACCUAAUGAUCCGUUAUCUGAUUUUGUUAAGUAAAUUUACUUUUGUUGUGUUUAUAUUAAGUUGAUAUACAAUUAUUAUUUGGUUAUUUGCUAUAGAAAUAUUUAUUAUUUUUAGGGAAAUUUUUAUCUUGGUUGAUUACUUGCAAAAAAAUAAUAUUCCUCAUAAUAUUUAUAUAACACGUGCAUUGAACAAAGAUUUAAAUACCACUGAUUUAACUAAUACAAGAAAUUGCGUAAGAGUUUUUGUUUGGGCAAGAUAUCCAUCUGGUAAUUAUUAAUAUUUCUUGAACCAAUUUUUAAUUCAUAAUGAAAUAUAAAUAUACAUUUCCAGGUGAUAAAUGUAUGGAUAAAUUUGCUCCAGCAACUUGUGAGUUGUUUGGUCACUUGGUGUUUAAAGGUACAUUUGUUUAAACGUUUAAUAAAAAUAGUAUAAUUCAACUCACUACAGUGCUUAACAAUUAUAUGAUACAAAUUAUCAACUAUUUAGUAUAUAUCAACAACUUAUAAUAAAUAUUGUUUCAGAUAAAUCUGAAUUUUCAGAAAUUUCUGAACAUAGUGUGUCCCAAAUUCUUACUGAUGUUACAGAAUCUUCAUUUUUAUCAAUUGUAAAUGAUGUUAAAAAUUUGUACUUAAAUUUAUAA